Cajanus cajan (pigeon pea) is the source of this 2314-nucleotide messenger RNA. Its product is annotated as glucan endo-1,3-beta-D-glucosidase. Gene Ontology annotation, molecular function: endo-1,3(4)-beta-glucanase activity. NCBI's taxonomy places the organism in Eukaryota, Viridiplantae, Streptophyta, Magnoliopsida, Fabales, Fabaceae. The record is from RefSeq and is a predicted model, not a curated record.
CAAAACCCAUAUAUACAUCACCACCUCUACAAUCACCAUUCAAGCAUUCAUCACCAUAAACACAACACAACUUUCACCACCUUCAUCAACAAUGGCUAAAAACCAAAGCAUCCCUCCUUAUAUCUUCCCUCAGACACAAUCCACUGUCCUCCCUGACCCCUCCAACUUCUUCUCCCAAAACCUUCUCUCAAAUUCACUCCCCACAAACUCUUUCUUCCAAAACUUUGUCCUCAAAAAUGGUGACCAACCUGAAUACAUUCACCCUUACCUCAUCAAAUCCUCCAACUCCUCCCUCUCUCUCUCAUACCCUUCUCGCCAAGUCAGUUCUGCUGUCAUAUACCAAGUCUUCAACUCUGAUCUCACCAUCUCAUCCAAGCAAGGUUCCAAUGAGAAACAUGUUAUCUCCUCCUACAGUGAUCUCAGUGUCACCUUGGAUAUCCCUUCUAAAAAUCUUAGCUUCUUACUUGUUAGGGGAAGCCCCUAUUUGACUGUGUCUGUGACCCGACCAACCCCUCUUUCCAUCACCACAAUCCACGCUAUUCUCUCAUUCUCUUCAAAUAAGUCCAACACCAAGUUCACCUUUCAGUUCAACAAUGGCCAAACAUGGCUCCUUUAUGCUUCCUCCCCCAUCAAGUUGAGUCACACCCUUUCUGAGAUCACUUCCAAUGCAUUUUCUGGCAUAAUCCGGAUAGCUUUGUUGCCGGAUUCUGAUUCGAAACACGAGGGUGUUCUUGACAAGUUUAGUUCUUGCUACCCCGUGUCAGGUGAAGCUGUGUUCAGAGAACCUUUUGUUUUGGAAUACAAGUGGGAGAAGAAAGGAUCAGGGGAUUUGUUAUUAUUGGCUCACCCUCUCCAUGUUCAGCUUCUGUCUAAUACAGAUGAUGAUGUCACCGUUCUUGAUGACUUUAAGUAUAGAAGCAUUGACGGGGAUCUUGUUGGUGUUGUUGGGGAUUCAUGGGUUUUGGAAACAGAUCCGGUGUUUGUAUCAUGGCAUUCAACCAAUGGAGUCAAAGAAGAAUCUCGUGAUGAGAUUAUUUCAGCUCUUUCUAAAGAUGUUGAGGGCCUAAACUCAUCAUCAAUAAAAGAAACUUCGUCUUACUUUUAUGGCAAGUUGAUUGCAAGGGCUGCAAGGUUGGCAUUGAUUGCUGAGGAGUUGUCCCACCUUGAUGUGAUUCCAAAGGUAAGAAAGUUUUUGAAGGAAACCAUUGAGCCGUGGUUGGAGGGUACUUUUCAUGGGAAUGGAUUUCUACAUGAUAACAAAUGGGGUGGCAUUAUCACCCAACAAGGGUCCACUGAUUCAAGUGCUGAUUUUGGAUUUGGUAUCUACAAUGACCACCACUACCAUUUGGGGUACUUCCUCUAUGCAAUUGCAGUGCUUACUAAGCUUGAUCCAUCCUGGGGUAGGAAGUACAAGGCACAAGCCUAUUCCCUUGUGGAAGAUUUCAUGAACUUGGACUCAAGAUCAAACUACAACUACACACGUUUGAGGUGUUUUGACUUGUAUGUGUUGCACUCUUGGGCUGGAGGGUUAACCGAGUUCACAGAUGGAAGGAACCAAGAGAGCACAAGUGAGGCUGUGAGUGCAUACUAUUCUGCUGCUUUGAUUGGUCUUGCAUAUGGUGACCCUCGUCUUGUUGCACUUGGGUCAACGUUGACAUCAUUGGAGAUUCUUGGAACUAAAACAUUUUGGCAUGUGGAAGAGGGAGGAACAUUGUAUGAGGAAGAGUUUACAAAGGAGAAUAGGGUAAUGGGUGUUUUGUGGUCUAACAAGAGGGACACUGGCCUAUGGUUUGCUCCUGCUGAGAGGAGAGAGUGUAGGCUUGGGAUUCAGCUCUUGCCAUUGGUGCCUGUUUCUGAAGCUGUUUUCAGCAAUGUUGAGUAUGUGAAGGAUCUUGUGGAGUGGACUUUGCCUGCUUUGGAGAGGGAUGGUGUUGGUGAAGGGUGGAAGGGGUUUGUGUAUGCCCUACAAGGGGUUUAUGAUAAUGAAGGUGCAUUGAAGAAGAUAAGAAGCUUGAAGGGUUAUGAUGAUGGAAACUCUUUGAGUAAUCUCUUGUGGUGGAUUCAUAGUAGAGGUGACACAAAUGAUGAUGAAUAGUAAGGAUUUGGUCAUUGAACAUUAUAACAUUGCUAUGGUUUGUUUAUUGUCAUGUUACUAUUAUUAUUACUAUUACGUACUACGCCAAUAAAGUCAAUGAUUUCGAUAUGUAACAAAGAAGAAAAUUAUGAUGAAGUUCAUAUAUUAUAGGUAUAUGACGUGUGUUUCUUACAAUAUAUUCCUUAAUUAUAUGAAUAAUAUUUGUAGACGUUGCUUUCA